UCCAAAACACUACAGCAAAUGUAGGGAUUUCAGCCCUGAACAUUACAGCAUACAUAGGGACUUCAACCCUGAACACUACAGCACAUACAGGGACUUCAGUCCAGAACACUACAGCAUACAUAGGGACUUCAGUUCAGAAUACUACAGCAUUCAUAGAGAAUUCGGUCCAGAACACUACAGCAUACAUAGGGACUACAACCCCAAAAACUACAGCAUACAUAGGGCCUUCAACCCCAAACACUACAGCAUACAUAGAGACUUCAACCCCAAACACUACAGCAUACAUAGAGACUUCAACCCUGAACACUACAUCAUACAUAGGGACUUCAGGCCAGAGCACUAAAGCAUACAUAGGGACUUCGGUCCAAAACACUACUGAACACAUAGGGACUUCACUCCAGAACACUACAGCAUACAUAGAGACUUCAACCCCAAACACUACAGCACACAUAGAGACUUCAACCCCAAACACUACAGCACACAUAGAGACUUCAACCCCAAACACUACAGCACACAUAGGGACUUCAACCCCAAACACUACAGCAUACAUAGAGACUUCAUCCCUGAACACUACAGCACACAUAGAGACUUCAACCCCAAACACUACAGCAUACAUAGGGACUUCAACCCCAAACACUACAGCAUACAUAGGGACUUCAACCCCAAACACUACAGCAUACAUAGGGACUUCAACCCCAAACACUACAGCAUACAUGGGGACUUCGGCCCAGAACACUACAGCAUACAUAGGGACUUCAUCCCUGAACACUACAGCAUACAUGGGGACUUCGGCCCAGAACACUACAGCAAACGUAGGGAUUCCAGCCCUGAACACUACAGCAUACAUUGGGACUUCAGCCCAGAACACUACAGCAUACAUAAGGACUUCGGUCCAAAACACUACUGAACACAUAGGGACAUCAGUCCAGAACACUACAGCAUACAUAGGGAUUUCAGUUCAGAAUACUACAGCAUACAUAGAGACUUCAACCCCAAAUACUACAGCAUACAUAGGGACUUCACUCCAGAACACUACAGCAUACAAAGGGACUUCAACCCUGAACACUACAGCAUACAUGGGGACUUCAGUCCAGAACACUACAGCAUACAUAGAGAAUUCGGUCCAGAACACUACAGCAUACAUAGGGACUUCAACCCCAAACACUACAUCAUACAUAGGGACUUCAGUACAGAACACUACAGCAUACAUAGAGACUUCAACCCCAAAUACUACAGCAUUCAUAGGGACUUCAGUACAGAACACUACAGCAUACAUAGAGACUUCAACCCCAAACACUACAGCACAUACAGGAACUUCAGUCCAGAGCACUACUGAACACAUAGAGACUUCAACCCCAAACACUACAGCAUACAUAGGGACUUCAGUACAGAACACUACAGCAUACAUAGAGACUUCAACCCCAAACACUACAGCAUACAUAGAGACUUCAUCCCUGAACACUACAGCACACAUAGAGACUUCAACCCCAAACACUACAGCAUACAUAGGGACUUCAACCCUGAACACUACAGCACAUACAGGGACUUCAGUCCAGAACACUACAGCAUACAUAGGGACUUCAACCCCAAACACUACAGCAUACAUAGAGACUUCAACCCCAAACACUACAGCAUACAUAGAGACUUCAACCCCAAACACUACAGCACAUACAGGAGCUUCAGUCCAGAGCACUACAGCAUACAUAGGGACUUUAGUUCAGAAUACUACAGCAUUCAUAGAGACUUCGGUCCAGAACACUACAGCAUACAUAGGGACUUCAACCCUGAACACUACAGCAUACAUAGAGACUUCAACCCUGAACACUACAGAAUACAUAGGGACUUCAGGCCAGAACACUACAGCAUACAAAGGGACUUCAACCCUGAACACUACAGCACAUACAGGGACUUCAGUCCAGAACACUACAGCAUACAUAGGGACUUCAGUUCAGAAUACUACAGCAUUCAUAGAGAAUUCGGUCCAGAACACUACAGCAUACAUAGGGACUACAACCCCAAAAACUACAGCAUACAUAGGGCCUUCAACCCCAAACACUACAGCAUACAUAGAGACUUCAACCCCAAACACUACAGCAUACAUAGAGACUUCAUCCCUGAACACUACAGCACACAUAGACACUUCAACCCGAAACACUACAGCAUACAUAGAGACUUCAUCCCUGAACACUACAGCAUACAUAGGGACUUCAACCCUGAACACUACAGAAUACAUUGGGACUUCAACCCCAAACACUACAGCAUACAUAGAGACUUCAUCCCUGAACACUACAGCACACAUAGAGACUUCAACCCGAAACACUACAGCAUACAUAGGGACUUCAACCCAAAACACUACAGCAUACAUAGGGACUUCAACCCUGAACACUACAGAAUACAUUGGGACUUCAACCCCAAAUAGUACAGCAUACAUAGAGACUUCAACCCAAAACACUACAGCAUACAUAGAGACUUCAUCCCUGAACACUACAGCACACAUAGAGACUUCAACCCCAAACACUACAGCAUACAUAGGGACUUCAGUACAGAACACUACAGCAUACAUAGAGACUUCAACCCCAAACACUACAGCAUACAUAGAGACUUCAUCCCUGAACACUACAGCACACAUAGAGACUUCAACCCCAAACACUACAGCAUACAUAGGGACUUCAGUACAGAACACUACAGCAUACAUAGAGACUUCAACCCCAAACACUACAGCAUACAUAGAGACUUCAACCCCAAACACUACAGCAUACAUAGAGACUUCAACCCCAAACACUACAGCAUACAUAGGGACUUCAACCCCAAACACUACAGCAUACAUAGAGACUUCAUCCCUGAACACUACAGCACACAUAGGGACUUCAACCCCAAACACUACAGCAUACAUAGGGACUUCACUCCCGAACAGUACUUUACACAUAGGGACUUCAGUCCAGAACACUACAGCUUACAUCGGGACUUCAGUCCAGAACACUACAGCAUACAUAGGGACUUUACCCCUGAACACUACAGCAUACAUAGGAAAUUCAACCCUGAACACUACACAUUCCUCAACUGUAACGGCCAGUGUAAUCAGUCAAAAUUUGCACCAAGAAGGAAACAUGAUAUUAAUUCAAGAAAACAUGACAUGGAUUGAAGCUCUGAGUUACUGCAGGAAAUAUUAUUUUGAUCUGGUUGACAUUAAGACCAAAAACAUACAGGACCAGGUUGCUCAAAAGGCAACGAAUGCUACAUCAUCCUAUGUGUGGCUGGGUCUACGCUACACUGUUCAAUUUAAUUUUUGGUUCUGGAUUAGGUCAACGUCUAGCUGUUACCAGAACUGGUUACCAGGAGAAGGACCUCAAAGGGAUUAUGGCAGUGCUGUUAGUGGUGCCAUGGAGGCCACUGGGGGGCAGCAGUGGGUAGGUUUGCCCGAGACAGAAAAACUGAAUUUUAUCUGCAGCACAUGUGCUGGAUGAAUGAGGGCCAGUGCCCCUUAAUGUUAUAAAAAUGUUAACAUUUUCAUUGUGCUGUAUGAAAAAAAUAACACAUUUUUCCUAUACUGACAUGUGCACCCCUUGGUUUAAAAUUCAUGCUGUGUUCAGUUAUACCAUCAAUCCAGUGAACCUUGGGGGCCGUGAUCCUGAUUGUUUUAAUGCUAAGUUAUGACAUCAUAUCUCUGUUGAAAUACAGCUGCCUCCUCUGUUGUUAAUAUUGAAUUUAAUUAGAUAUGAAAACGUUUUUUAAUCUUUGCAUUUAAUGAAUAUGACAUGUUAAUUUUCUACAUGUGUCAUUUACAAGAGCAGGGCACCGGUUAAUCCCUCACCCUCACACAGCCGGCCAAACAAGAGGAAAAAAAGAAAAAGAAAAAAUGUUUCUGUUAAGUAGGCGUGCACAUUCACAUUUAUGGGCAGCAGGAAAAAUGUGGGAAAAUUGAUCAUCUGUGUGCCUUUCAACUUGGGGUUACUAUUUGCAUGUUGACCCCCUUGGCUGGGGCCUCGAGUUUGUCAGCCCAGUAUGGCCCUGAUCCAUACUGCCUGCUGAACUCACUGACCUGACCUUCGCUGGCCACUCAGAAGAUCUGCAAUACAGACAUUCACCCUCCUUCCUUUACCCUUGAGGUACACAGAGAACUGAUAAACCAUGGAAGCAAGACAUGAUGAAGCCUUAUUUAAUAUGAUAAACUGUAUAUAAAUUUUAUCUAUUGCAGAAUUGCAUAUGUCAAAGAAGUUGUUACAAAAUAGUAUGUUUUGUAUGUUUAUCUGUUUUUAUAUACAUAACAAAAUGUCUUAUUUUUUUAAGUAAAUAAAUAA
Molecule: messenger RNA, 4298 nt
Organism: Oreochromis aureus
Lineage: Eukaryota; Metazoa; Chordata; Actinopteri; Cichliformes; Cichlidae
Product: macrophage mannose receptor 1
Exons: 4
Coding region: 714-3464 (916 amino acids)
Source: RefSeq, a predicted model, not a curated record